CACCAGCCUCAACCUCCACCCUCCACUCGCUCACUCGCUCACUCUCUCACUCCUUGCCGUCGCCGUCGCCGCUGCGGUCUCUGAUCGCCCCUGUUCGCCCCUGUUCGCCUAUGCUCCCAGCUGUUCUCUUCUUCUCGUCGCUUCUGUUUCUGCUCGUGCUUCUCUGUCGCAGCUGAGUGAAGACACUUCCACAGCCAUGGAGAAGAAGAAGCAGCAGCAGCAGCAGCAAAAUGAGAAGAAAGGGGAACCCAAGAAGGUGAAGGUUUUGAACACGAGCUCAUUCCAAAUAAACGAAGAAGAUGCGUCUCGCUUGGUUGGUUCCAUUAUUGAAAAGGGUAUCUCUGACUCUCACGGCAACAACAUCAUCACUACUCCUCCUUCCUUCUUUCCCAAACCCGCUGGUCUUCCUUUCCCUGUUGCACGACACCGUUCCCAUGGCCCUUAUUGGCAUCCAUUAAGUAAUAAAGGGGGUGCUCGUGGCAACGACGAUGAUGACAGUGACAAUGAUGUUGAGGAUAAAGAAGAUAAAGGUUUCAAGGAGUUUGAAAAAGUUUCAGCCUUUGCCAAUCCAGUACAAAAGAGGAAGAAAAAAGAUUUGGAUUUUAAAAAGUGGAAAGAGAUUACUCAAGACAAUUAUUGUUCCUUGGGGAAGGAAUCAGAUGAUAUGAUUAAUACAGGGAAAAAGAAAAAUGAAAAAGGCAGUAAGAAUGCAGACAUGAAAACGUCACCUACUGAUGGUGUUGCCCUUGCUUCUAUGGAAGUAGACACUAAACCACAAUUAAAUAACUAUGAUAGAGGGUUUCUUAACUCAGCCAGUGCCAUGGAGAUAGAUACAUCAAAUAAGGCAGAUCCUCAGGAAAAACACAAAUAUGCCACAAUUUAUGACAGCAACGAAGUGGAUGAAUUGAUGCCUGAACGGGAUCAAAUUUCUAAUGAUGAAAAGCCUGAUCACAGUUUUGGAUCUCUAGAUGUGUUAAGAGGAGAGAAAAAUAAUUUGACUUCAAACAUGGUUUCUUCUUCCGGUUCUAGCACCUUUAGAAGGAAACAAGGUUCCAUGGCUCUGGAGGAUGAAAUUGAUGCUGAGAAUCGGGCUCGGAUAAUGCAAAUGUCACCUGAGGAGAUUGCUGAAGCCCAGGCUGAAAUAAUGGAGAAGAUAAACCCUUCGUUACUCAAAGUGCUGCAGAAAAGGGGGCAGGAAAAGGUUAAGGAACAAGAUAGUUUAACAUCAGAAGUGGGUAACGGCAAUGCAUCUAUGAAUCAAGAUGUUCAUAGUAAUCAAGAUGCAAAACGUCUGCAUACAGAGGACAACAUCUCCCAUAUGUUGAUGACACCACCUUCAGAAAAUAAGCUAGAUGAUGAGAAAAUUAGGGAAAUCACUAUGACAACUGCUAGUGGCAGCUCAUGGAAUGCUUGGAGCAAUAGAGUUGAGGCUGUUAGGGAGUUAAGAUUUUCCUUGGCUGGGGAUCCUGUUCAUUCUGAUUGGGCAUCUCCUUAUGACAAUGUCUCUGAACGUGACUAUCUGCGGACCGAGGGAGAUCCUGGUGCAGCUGGUUACACAAUCAAAGAAGCAGUGGCACUCACAAGAAGUGUGGUUCCUGGACAAAGGUCACUUGCAUUGCAUCUCCUUUCAUCUGUUCUUGAUAAGGCAUUGCAAUAUAUUUGUAAGGACAGAACAGUACAGAUCUCGAAAAGUGAAGAUGAAGUUGACAAAUCAGUUGACUGGGAGGCUGUUUGGGCUUUCGCACUUGGUCCAGAACCUGAGCUGGUGUUGGCACUCAGGAUGUGCCUUGAUGAUAACCACAAUUCUGUAGUUCUGGCUUGUGUGAAGGUUAUUCAAAGUGUGUUGAGUUGUGAUGUGAAUGACAACUACUUCAAUAUAUCAGAGAUUGCAAUCUGUGACAAGGAUAUCUGCACUGCUCCAGUUUUUAGGAACAGACCAGAUAUUGAUCUUGGAUUUCUUCACGGGGGUUUUUGGAAGUACAGUACAAAACCCUCAAACAUUCUUCCUAUCAGUGAGGAUCACAUGGAUGAUGAGUCCGAAGGAAAACAUACGAUUCAGGAUGAUGUUGUGGUUGCUGGACAAGAUUUUACUGCAGGUCUAGUACGCAUGGGAAUCCUUCCCAGACUUCGUUAUCUUUUAGAGACAGAUCCUACAACAACUUUGGAAGAAUGCAUUAUUUCUAUACUGAUUGCCAUAGUGAGACAUUCACCAUCAUGUGCUAAUGCAGUCUUGAACUGUGAAAGGCUUAUUCAGACAAUUGUGAAACGAUUUACUGUGAACAAUUUAGAAAUCCGGUGGUCUAUGAUAAAAUCUGUAAACCUAAUGAAGGUCUUAGCUUGGUUGGAUCAGACAACUUGUGUAGAGUUUAUAAGGAAUGGGUAUUUUCAGACUCUGACAUGGAAUUUAUACCAAAAUCCUUCCUCCAUUGACCACUGGCUGAAUAUGGGGAAGGAAAAAUGCAAACUUGGGUCAGCCUUGAUUGUUGAACAAUUACGUUUCUGGAAGGUCUGCAUUCGAUAUGGAUAUUAUGUAUCUUACUUCUCAGAAAUGUUCCCUGCCCUAUGUUUUUGGUUAAAUCCACCUUCCUUCGAAAAACUUGUUGAUGAAGAUGUUCUGUAUGAAUAUGCUUCCAUCUCAAGGGAGGCAUACCUUGUUCUAGAGUCUUUAGCUGGAAGACUUCCAAAUUUAUUUUCACAGCAGUCCCAAAACAAUCAGAUUCCUGAGUCUGCUGGUAACACGGAGGUGUGGUCUUGGAGGUAUGUUGGUCCAAUGGUUGACUUAGCAGUGAAGUGGAUUGCAACCAGAAGUGACCCAGAGGUAUGUAAUUUGUUUAAAAGACAGAAUGAAGGGAGAUUUGACGUGACUUCCCUUGGAUUGUCUGUGACAUCCUUGUUGUUUGUGUAUGCUGCUGUGACUCACAUGCUCUUCAGAGUGCUUGAAAAGGUGACAAUGGGUGAUACUAUUAGCCCACAGAAAACUGAGAGGCAUGUACCGUGGCUUCCAGACUUUGUCCCGAAGAUUGGACUUGAGUUGAUUAUAUAUUGGCUUUCGGGCUUUUCAGGUUACUUUGGGACAGAAUACGGUCUUCCCAACUCCGGUGAAUCUUUUAUGAAGGAACUAGUUAAUUUGAGACUGAAGGGUGGUGUUGAAAUGUCUUUAGCUUCCACCUGUUGUCUGAAUGGAAUGGUCAAUGUUAUUGCUGCUAUUGAUAAACUAAUACAGUCUGCCAAGAGUGUUACUUCUACUCUCCCAAGCCAAGUACAAAAUCUCUCAAAAGAAGGGAAAGUGCUUGAGGAUGGCAUACUUAGAUCGUGUUGGGUUGAAUUAAGGUCUGUGCUUAGUGUUUUGACAAGUUCGGUUGAUUCUGGGUGGUGCUACAUGCAGGCGAUUGAGAUAUUUGGAAGAGGGGGACCAGCUCCAGGAGUGGGCAUUGGCUGGGGUGCCCCUCAUGGAGGGUUUUGGUCAAAAUCAGUUUUAUUAAUGCAACUAGAUGCUAGAUUUCUAAUCUGUUUGCUGCAGACUCUUCAAAAUGCAUCUAAAGAUGUAUCUGUAAUUGAAGAAAAGACAUUGUCCAUUCAAAAGAUUAACACUCUGUUGCGAUUGUGUUUAACUGCUGGACCAAGGGAGAAGUGUGUUGUAAAUAAGGCAUUGGAUCUCUUAUUUGAUGUUUCUGCAUUGAAAUACCUUGAUCAUUGCACACAGAACUUUCUCCUUGACACGAGGGGUAAAACCUUUGGGUGGAAACAUGAAGAGGAAGAUUACAUGCACUUCAGUAGAAUCUUAUCGUCUCAUUUCAGGAGCAGAUGGUUAUCUGAAAAGGUGAAGUCCAAGUCUAUAAAUGGCAGUGGUUCCUCCAGCACUAAGAGUUCUCUGAAGGGUAGUGCUCGGUUGGACACUAUAUUUGAGGACUCUGACAUGUCACUCGGUACGAGCCCGUCGUGUAAUUCUUUAAUGGUAGAAUGGGCUCACCAGAAACUACCACUUCCACUCCACUUUUACCUUAGUCCAAUCUCCACGAUUUCCCGUAGCAAGCAAUCUGGUCCCCAAAAAGUUGAUGGCUCGGAUAGCAUACAUGGUCUGUCUAAUUUGCUCGAAGUUGCCAGGUCUGGACUUUUCUUUAUUUUUGGCAUUGAAGCAAUGUCCAAUUUCCAAGGUCAUGACAUUCCUUCUCCUAUUCAGCAUGUAUCAUUGACGUGGAAGUUACAUUCCUUAUCUGUCAAUUUCCUUGUUGGAAUGGAAAUACUUGAACAAGAGCAGAGCAGGGAAACUUUUGAAGCUUUACAGGAUCUUUAUGGCAUGCUUCUUGAUAAGGCAAGGUUAAACAAAAAUGAAGAAACUAUCUCAGAUGAUAAAAACCAUCUUGAGUUUCUGAAAUUCCAAUCCGAGAUUCAUGAAAGUUACUCGGUAUUUAUUGAAGAACUUGUAGAGCAGUUUUCAGCUAUAUCUUAUGGUGAUCUGAUUUUCAGCCGGCAAGUUUCUCUCUAUCUUCAUCGUUGUGUUGAACCUUCGAUUCGACUUGCUGCCUGGAGUGCACUAUCUAAUGCUCGUGUUCUUGAGCUUUUACCACCACUGGAGAAGUGCUUUUCUGGGUCUGAAGGAUACCUUGAACCGAUUGAGGAUAAUGAAGGGAUUUUGGAAGCUUAUACCAAGUCAUGGGCUUCUGAUGCUCUUGACAGGGCUGCAAUUCGAGGAUCAAUUGCGUAUACUCUGGUUGUCCAUCAUCUUUCCUCCUUCAUAUUUAAUCCUUGUCUCACAGAUAAAUUGUUGUUGCGGAACAGAGUUAUUAGGUCGCUCCUGCGAGAUUAUGCUGGGAAACAGCGACACGAGGGAAUGUUGCUCAACCUCAUCCACUAUAACAAGAUGGCACCGAGAUCUUACACAGGAUUAGAGUUUAGGAUAAAAAUUUUAGUUGAAGCUUGUGAGGGAAAUUCUUCACUUUUGAAAGUAGUAGAGAAGUUAAAGGCUGUUGUGGAGAAGACUUCAUUGUGAAAUCAUCAAUUAUACUCCGAGACUUGUAAAUAUUCAACAUAUACUAAAAGCAGGUGCGACAGAAGGACCAUACACGAACAUUACUCGACGAGAAUGGUGUGCUUGGCCAAAUAGAACAUGGUGGGCAGGUGGCACUAACAUUUGUUUUCAUUGUUGGAAUGGAGGCUUCUAGUUUGUCUAGCAAGAUUCUAGGGAUGCAAAGUCCAUGGGGCGUGCAAUGAAGUUGUACAUAAAAAAGUACCGGAGUAUACUUUUGAUGAAAUUGUCAAAAAGAUUCUUGGUAUGCAGCUUUUGUUACUUUUGUGCAAGAGGGAGAUAGAUAGAUGACCAUGAAUAUUAGUGGAAUUUGUGGUUUUUAUUUUAAAGUUUAUUUACAGAACAAGAAAAUACGAGAAACUUGGAAAAGUAAAGUUUUGAUAAUGUGACAGCAACUAUACGAAAACUUGUAAGCAGAUUUUUUAAAAUUAUUUUUUAGAGUAAAGUAUUAUUUUGGUCCCUAAUGUUUG
This is a messenger RNA of Arachis stenosperma, 5496 nucleotides long. Its product is annotated as transcriptional elongation regulator MINIYO. Lineage: Eukaryota; Viridiplantae; Streptophyta; Magnoliopsida; Fabales; Fabaceae. The coding region runs from base 197 to 4990 and encodes 1597 amino acids. The record is from RefSeq and is a predicted model, not a curated record. The transcript has 11 exons.